UGUUUGGUCAUCGAAAGGGUUUUUUGACACCAGCACUCGAGGGUACAUCGCCAUGGUGCCGUGUUACGGCCGCUAGCUAACGCGCUAGUGAUGUAGAAAAAUCUUUCAAAAUGCCUACAAAUGCCAGGAAAAACAGCACGUCGUCGCCAACAGACAAAUCGAAAAGGUCAAAGAAGAAAAAGAAAAAGGAUUUAUCGAAAUCAUGUGUAAGGAAGGAGUCAAACUCGGGUUCCGACACAGCAUGCGAAGAGCGCUCUAGUAAAAAAUCUCAUUCGCGUAGAGGUACUAGCAGAUCAACAAAGGGACGCUCGUCUUCGGGGCAGGAAGAAAACUCUACGGAUUUUCGUACAAGCAGUACAGAUGGACGAAGCACUAGUAGUAGCGCCGAAAACUUUAUAUCGCCACAUUGUACAAACUCUUCGUCGGAUUUAGACAACAAAAGACUUAACACAAAUGAAAGACAAACCACACCAGAGAGGGCUACAAACGAAAGUCUUCGGUGGGACAAUACUCUUGACGACCCCAACGCCGAGGAAGAGAGAAUUCGCGUCUACAAAAUGAACCGUAGAAAAAGGUACAUGGCGAGCCUGCAAAUGUCGGAGGAUACCGGGAGCUCGGUGUAUGCGUGAAUCCAGGAUUUUUUUUUUGUAUAUUAUAGAGCGAUAAAAACGUCGUAUGUAUAUCGUACACCCUACACAAUACGUGCUAAAUAAUAACGCGAAAUAAUAAUAGAGCGCUUAUGAGGUUUACGGCUGUCAUUAAAGAUUCCCGCUUGUGUGCCGAAUUGUGAUAAGGUUUUUUUUUUUACUUUUACUAUCUAGGGCUCCGUGAAGGAAGCCUUUAAAAAUUUACCACUUAUCUCGUUAUUUUUUCGUGCAAUUCUAUGCUGGGACGAGAGAGCGUGAUUGAUACAUUAUGUUGAUUUGAGGUCAUAUUUCGGAUUUUGGAAUUCACGCAUUUAUUUACACAAAAUAUUAGAAUCUUUGUUUCCAGCCCAAAUCUUUUUAUAUUUCUUGCUAGAAAAAAAAUAUUUUUUAUGAGACUUCUGACUACAAAAGAGCAUAAACAUUUAAGCUCCCUAGACUCUUCUCUGUACAGUACAUUGCGUGGGUUUGUUGCUGUACCUUAUCAAGAGAUAAAUUUUUCUCGUAUUUCUAAAUAUUACCUGAGAUAUCUGAAUGUAUUGUGGGUGUUUUAAUUAAAAGAUUUCUACUGAUGAGUAAUACACUUGUAUGAAAUAAUAAUAAAAAAUUUAACAUAA
This is a messenger RNA of Nematostella vectensis (starlet sea anemone), 1261 nucleotides long. Its product is annotated as protein LIAT1. The record is from RefSeq and is a predicted model, not a curated record. Lineage: Eukaryota; Metazoa; Cnidaria; Anthozoa; Actiniaria; Edwardsiidae. The transcript has 2 exons. Gene Ontology annotation, biological process: protein arginylation. The coding region runs from base 111 to 629 and encodes 172 amino acids.